AUGUCUGUCCACGCGUCCUGGCUACCAGUACCGCUGCUGGUGUGGGGACUAGUGUGUAGCUCAGUGCGCACUGCCCCGUUCACGGGUAGGCAGACCGACACUCUAGAGCGGCAUUGGGAAACGCUCUACUCUCGCUCACUGGCUCGAAACCCAUGGGAAAAAAGAGAAAUCAACCGGGACGGUGACUAUCUUACAGGCAUCAAAAGACUUCGGCGUCUCUACUGCAAUGUCGGCAUUGGGUUUCAUAUUCAAGUUUUACCAGACGGAAAGAUAACUGGAAUGCAUAACGAAAAUAGAUACAGUCUCCUUGAGAUAUCACCUGUGGAGAGAGGGGUUGUGACGCUCUUUGGCGUCCGAAGUGGUCUGUUUCUGGCCAUGAACAGCAAAGGGAAGCUCUAUGGAUCUGGUCAUUACAAUGAUGAGUGCAAGUUCAAGGAGAAUCUCUUGGCAAAUAACUACAAUGCUUACGAGUCAGCAGCUCACCCAGGGAUGUAUAUUGGACUGAGUAAGACUGGCAAAACCAAAAAAGGAAACAGAGUAACACCAGCCAUGACAGUGACACACUUCUUACCAAGGAUCUGAAUGACUCCAGUGAGACUGUACCUUAAACAAGGGUAGAGGAGAGGGACUGGAAACAAUGCACUUUCAAAUGUUUUUCUAGAGUGUGAUAUUUAAGUUAUUUAUUUAUGAUUCCUGAUAAUUUUUCUAUUUUGGGAAAGUGGAAUAACGUAGAAAGGGGAAAAUGAAUAAUGACAAUUGUUUUUGUUUUUGUUUUGUAUCUAUGAAAUGUGUGCUGCUAUAAAUGUAUUGAGAUGAGUGAAUUUUUUAAAGAGUAAAAUUGAUUUUGCACUUUUUUUAAAGUACUGUUGUGCAGCAACGGUUAUGCAGUAAGCGUUGUUAUACUACUUGUACUACGUUGAAAGAAAUUGGAGACCCACGCUUGUCAGAUUUGUGUCACAGCAUCAUAAA
This is a messenger RNA of Coregonus clupeaformis (lake whitefish), 969 nucleotides long. RefSeq names its product fibroblast growth factor 4B-like. The transcript has 3 exons. Gene Ontology annotation, biological process: positive regulation of gene expression; positive regulation of protein phosphorylation; cell differentiation. Lineage: Eukaryota; Metazoa; Chordata; Actinopteri; Salmoniformes; Salmonidae. The record is from RefSeq and is a predicted model, not a curated record. The coding region runs from base 1 to 582 and encodes 193 amino acids. Gene Ontology annotation, molecular function: growth factor activity; fibroblast growth factor receptor binding. Gene Ontology annotation, cellular component: cytoplasm.